AUGAAUGAACAGAACGAACAGAACGAACAGAACGAACAGAACGAACAGAACGAACAGAACGAACAGAACGAACAGAACGAACAGAACGAACAGAACGAACAGAACGAACAGAACGAACAGAACGAACAGAACGAACAGAACGAACAGAACGAACAGAACGAACAGAACGAACAGAACGAACAGAACGAACAGAACGAACAGAACGAACAGAACGAACAGAACGAACAGAACGAACAGAACGAACAGAACGAACAGAACGAACAGAACGAACAGAACGAACAGAACGAACAGAACGAACAGAACGAACAGAACGAACAGAACGAACAGAACGAACAGAACGAACAGAACGAACAGAACGAACAGAACGAACAGAACGAACAGAACGAACAGAACGAACAGAACGAACAGAACGAACAGAACGAACAGAACGAACAGAACGAACAGAACGAACAGAACGAACAGAACGAACAGAACGAACAGAACGAACAGAACGAACAGAACGAACAGAACGAACAGAACGAACAGAACGAACAGAACGAACAGAACGAACAGAACGAACAGAACGAACAGAACGAACAGAACGAACAGAACGAACAAAACGAACAGAACGAACAGAACGAACAGAACGAACAGAACGAACAGAACGAACAGAACGAACAGAACGAACAGAACGAACAGAACGAACAGAACGAACAGAACGAACUGAAUGAACUGAAUGAGCUAAAUGAGCUGAAUGAACUGAAUGAACUGAAUGAACUGAAUAAACGGAAUGAAGCGAAUGAAGCGAAUGAAGCGAAUGAAGCGAAUGAAACCACGCUAUGCACCCACGAAGGGCAGACACCUACGUGCAAAUACUGCAACCAGACAGUACAUCACGGAACACCGUGUGCAGAAGAUGUUGAGGAGAAUGCAUCACAGCCAAUUCCCCACACAUCUUCGGAUAACUAA
This is a messenger RNA of Topomyia yanbarensis, 948 nucleotides long. Its product is annotated as homeobox-like protein HDP1. The record is from RefSeq and is a predicted model, not a curated record. Bases 1 to 948 code for a protein of 315 amino acids. Lineage: Eukaryota; Metazoa; Arthropoda; Insecta; Diptera; Culicidae. The transcript has 2 exons.